AUGAAGUUUGAGACCAUCCUGGAUGAAGUCAGCGGCUUCGGGCCUUUCCAGAUCAUCAUCGUCGUCCUGCUGUGCUCCCCUCGGAUGGUUCUUCCUCUUCACUUCAUGCUGACCAACUUCAUCGCCGUGGCGCCUCCUCACCGCUGUGACAUCAGCUCGCUGGCCGAUGGAGGACUCUUUGGAAACCUGACUCAGGAGCAGAGGCUGACCGUCGGCAUUCCCCAACGAGAAGAUGGAGGACCGAGAUCCUGCGAGAUGUUUGCAGAGCCUCAGUUCCAGCUUCUAUCCAACAGCUCCAGCAGCGGUCUGCCCACGGUUCAGUGUCGGAGCGGAUGGGUUUACGACAACUCCACCUUCACCUCCACCCUGGCAACAGAGUGGGACCUCGUCUGCGACAGAAAGAGUCUGACCAAAACCUCCAGCUCGAUAUUCUUUUUUGGAGUCAUGCUCGGGGCCGUGGCGUUUGGAUUCCUCUGUGACAAGUUUGGGAGGAAGAACACCCUCCUGGCCUCCUACAUCAUGUCCAUGGUGUUCGGCUUCUCCACCGCGUUCGCAAACUCCUUCGUUCUGUUUUCAGCGUUGAGGUUUCUCACCGGCUUCGCGCUGACGGGGCUCAGCCUCAACUCGCUCGUCCUCAGCAUCGAGUGGGUGGACACGGCUCACAGGUCGUUCAUCAGCGUGAUCGGGAGCCUGACCUGGUGUGUGGGGAACAUGCUGCUGGCUGGCAUCGCCUUCCUGGUGACCGACUGGAGGACGCUGACCAUGGCCGUGACGGCGCCGCUGGGACUGGCUGUUUUAACCUGGUGGUGGGUUCCUGAAUCUGCUCGGUGGCUCUUAGCCAACGGUAAGGUGGAGGAGGCUCAGUUCUACCUGGACAGGUGUGCAAAGAUCAACAGAAGACAGAAAAUGUCCUCCAGCUUCAAACUGGAGGCUCUGGCCAACAUGAACGUCCAGGAGAAGCAGGGGAGGAGCUACUCUUACCUGGACCUCAUCAGAACCCCGAAGCUGAGAUGGUUGACUCUGCAGACCGGGAUUAUCUGGUACGGAGUGGCCUCGACGUACUACAGCCUCAGCCUGAGCAUCACCGGCUUUGGCCUGAACAUCUACCUCACACACUUCAUCUACGCCGCCAUCGAGGUUCCUGCCAAGCUGACGGUUUAUUAUGUCGUCAACGUCUUUGGACGAAGGAAGUGUCAAGCAGGGACGCUGAUGCUGACGGCAGCCUGCGUCGCCAUAAACAUCUUCAUGCCCAAAGGCUGCAGCGAAGCUAAACGUGUGUCUCUAGAAGCAGCAGCAGCAGCAGCAGCACAGUGA
Stegastes partitus (bicolor damselfish) is the source of this 1314-nucleotide messenger RNA. RefSeq names its product solute carrier family 22 member 7-like. The record is from RefSeq and is a predicted model, not a curated record. NCBI's taxonomy places the organism in Eukaryota, Metazoa, Chordata, Actinopteri, Pomacentridae. Gene Ontology annotation, molecular function: transmembrane transporter activity. Gene Ontology annotation, biological process: transmembrane transport. Gene Ontology annotation, cellular component: membrane. The transcript has 8 exons. The coding region runs from base 1 to 1314 and encodes 437 amino acids.